AUGGCAAAGGAUUUUUAUCGCCAGGUAGACCCCGUCGUGGAGAAGAUUGUUCCACCCGAGAAUGCCAUAGUGAUCUCCUCAGAAGCUAAAGAGGCCACUGUUAACGAAAACGAAGCUGAACAAGGUGUUUUUUCCCAAAAAGUUUUGGGAUUCAUUGGGGAAAAUGAGCUCGUAGAUGGUAUUUCAGUGCGCGAUCCUGAUUAUCUGAAGAAAUUUUUCAACGAAAGAAGAAAACAAUUCUCUACUAAAUGGAAUAAAGUAACAACCAAAGUGGAUGAUGUCGUGGGCACCUAUUAUGCCCGUGAAAAAAGCUUUACAUCGGCCAUUUCAAGCCUACACACUGAUCCAAAGGAGCGCCUAAUACCAGGGGUUUCGUCUAUUUUAGUUGCCUUCAUGACAGGUUCUGUUUUGACAAGAAGAAGAACAUGGAUUCUUCGUGCAACAAUGCCAUUUAUACUGGGUUCGUGUUGCUUUGCUUAUGUAAUGCCAAGCACUUUCAAAAACACCAUGGGUCUUGCUCAUGAUAUAGAAAUGAAUACAUUUCCUCGCUUUGUCCAGAGACAAGAUCACCUAUGGCAAGAAAUCAAAAGAUUGAGCAACGCAUCUAUGCAAUAUUACUGUGACGCCAAGAGGUGGUUUAACAAAGAUGUAGAAAAAACAGGAGACGCAAUCAAAGAUUGGACUGGUAUAAACGUAAAAUAA
Messenger RNA from Saccharomyces mikatae IFO 1815, 702 nucleotides. It is a transcript of the gene MIC26, whose product is annotated as Mic26p. The record is from RefSeq and is a predicted model, not a curated record. The transcript has a single exon. Bases 1 to 702 code for a protein of 233 amino acids. Gene Ontology annotation, biological process: cristae formation. Gene Ontology annotation, cellular component: MICOS complex; mitochondrial crista junction. Lineage: Eukaryota; Fungi; Ascomycota; Saccharomycetes; Saccharomycetales; Saccharomycetaceae.